Molecule: messenger RNA, 1002 nt
Organism: Dacryopinax primogenitus
Lineage: Eukaryota; Fungi; Basidiomycota; Dacrymycetes; Dacrymycetales; Dacrymycetaceae
Exons: 5
Coding region: 1-1002 (333 amino acids)
Source: RefSeq, a predicted model, not a curated record
AUGAACCCCUCUUCUCUUUCAGGCCAACCCAUUGCAUCAAUGUCCUGCACUCAAAGGCAGAGGCUCUUGCAAGCCCUCCUCCAUGCAGAGAGCCAGGAACAGAACACCCAAGGCACUGACAAUUUUCAAAUUGUUGGGGUGUCUCCUCCCAAGGCACCCCCAGCCAACCCCAUGUCUCCAACCCAAACUCAACUGACUGAGGUCCAUCUGAUGCCCGAAGUCUACCAAGCCCUGCUAAACUGGAUCAGUGCUCUUGAGAAAGUGAAACACCAUCGCACAAGACUCACUUUACCUGAAGACUCUGAUUCAGAUGACAAAAACAUACCAGAAACUAUCUCAUCAUAUGUCUCAGUGCACACACUUCAGAGAGAAGAGACUCACCUCAAUACCCAGGGCAAGCUGCAUGCAGUAAUGUAUGCCUCUGUUGGUUACACUGCUGGUGGGAUUAUGCCCAACUCCACUGGUCCAUUUGUCAAGGGCAAGGCAUCCUUUCUGGUUCCAAACUUUGAGGGUGGGUUGAAUCAUCCGGACAAUAGGAGGAUCAUGGCUCAAGCUGCCCAAUUGGUCCUUGCCCAUGAGAUGAACCUGGUGCAUGAGAGUUGGAUGGGGGAUGAUUGCUCUGGUGAUGAAGAUGGAACCAAAGGGCCUGAAUGGUGGGCCCUGCUCUACAAAUCUGGUAAGAUCUCUAAGCAAGAAUGUGAUGACCCAAAGUUGGAUGUGUGGGAGAUGAAGCAGCUGUACUGGAUGGAUCUUAAGUACUGGCAAUUCUAUCAAACUAUCCUCACUGCCUAUGCAGAAAGACCAACUGGUCAGAGCUGGGUUAAACAACUCAAGACCAAGUGUGUUGAUUGUGGCUGCGUCACCAAGCAUCUCCCCACCAACAUCCCAUGGAACUUCAUCUUGAACAAAGACUUCAAGAAGACCAAGAUGCUCAAGAUUGUCAAGUGGACAGUCUGUGCAAAAUGUCCUCCUGCUGUUCCCAAGCACUUGAUCAGGGAAUGA